Messenger RNA from Racocetra fulgida, 270 nucleotides. The record is from the annotation of a GenBank genome assembly. Lineage: Eukaryota; Fungi; Glomeromycota; Glomeromycetes; Diversisporales; Gigasporaceae.
AUGUCGGAAAAUGUUAAGCCAAAAAUUACAGAAGCUACUAAUGCAUCAAUGGUAUUGAACCAGAGAAAAGGAUUUAAAAAAGCUGGUUAUCCCGAGACUGCAUUUGAGGUUGAAUUUCCCCCCUCAGAUCCAACUUUCAACUUUCAUCAAAUUGUAGGGGGCACAGAAGAAGGUAUUGGCAAAUUAAUUGGUAAUGAAGUUGAGAAAGCCGGACAAGCUAUGAGAGAAGCAUCUGUGCAACCAAUUAAAAAACGUAAAAAAAUGUGGUAG